Molecule: messenger RNA, 1026 nt
Organism: Xylaria bambusicola
Lineage: Eukaryota; Fungi; Ascomycota; Sordariomycetes; Xylariales; Xylariaceae
Product: HET-domain-containing protein
Exons: 2
Coding region: 1-1026 (341 amino acids)
Source: RefSeq, a predicted model, not a curated record
AUGUGGCUUAUCAACACGGAGACAUAUCUAUUAGAGGAUAUCACAAACCCCCAAAAAGGGUCAUACGCCAUUCUCUCUCACACUUGGGAGGAUGAAGAGGUCUCUUUCCAGCAGUAUCAGAAAACGGGAGCAAGGAAUUUGAAAGGCUUCAAAAAAAUCGAUAUGACUAUCGAGCUAGCUCGCAAGAGAGGUCUAAAGUAUGCAUGGAUUGACACAUGUUGUAUCGAUAAGUCAAGUAGUGCUGAGCUCUCCGAGGCAAUCAACUCCAUGUUCAAGUGGUACUCAGAAGCUGCGGUGUGCCUCGCCUUUCUGUCUGACUUAUCCAACGCUGAGAUCGCGGAUUUACUAUCAACCCCUUACAUGACCCCAAGAACGGCCCAACUGGCAAAAUUCAAACAGCGAGAUGACCAUCAGAAGUCCUAUAAUGAGCUUAUCUCUCGGUGUCGGUGGUUCUCUCGUGGCUGGACAUUGCAAGAGUUGAUUGCGCCUCAAAUUGUUGAGUUCUACGAUGAUGAAUGGACUUUGGUUGGCACCAAGGAGACAUUAUUAUGGACGAUACAUUCAAUUACUCGGAUUCCUCUAAAUGUCUUGUCAAAUAAUGUGUCUUUUCGAAAGGUCCCAGUCGCUCAGCGUAUGUCGUGGGCGGCAGAUCGAAGCACGACUCGAGUCGAAGACAUUGCUUAUUGCCUCUUUGGUUUGUUGGGCGUGAACUUGGCUCCACUAUAUGGCGAAGGCGAGAACUCUUUCAUCCGCCUACAAGAAGAGUUAUUGAGGCAGUCAGAUGACAUAACGCUUUUUGCUUGGACAGCUGUGCCAAAAGAUGACCAGCCAUACCGAGGCAUCCUUGCCCGCUCCCCUCGGGAGUUUAGGAACAGUCACCACAUUAGACGACUUGAAGUUCCAACAUAUGUCGGUGAAUUUCGAAUGACCAACAAGGGGCUUCGUGUUAAUCAAAGCGACCUGUUUCGGGGAAUGGGUAAAGAGUGGUGGGUUAAGAGAUUCGGUUUUCGACCAAUUAUUGAGUAG